ACAGUGGCCAGUUGGCUGUCACGGCGGCCCUCGGUUGGCCCUUUCCUGCUUUAUAGCGUGCAAACCUUGCCGCGUCGGGGCCAAGGGACAAGUUGGAGCUGUUGAUCUGUUGCGCAAUUGCUAUUUUCCCCAGGGCGGCUUUGUCUUUGGAUUUAGCGUUUCAGAAUUGCAAUUCCAAAAUGUAUAAAGCAGGAUAUUCUCUUCUCUGCUGUCAAGGGAUAUGGAUUUGAUUGACAUACUAUGGAGGCAAGAUAUAGAUCUUGGGGUAAGUCGAGAAGUAUUUGACUUCAGUCAACGACUUCAGCAUGAGCUGGAAAAACAGAAAACACUUGAAAGUCAAGAGAGACAAGAACAACUCCAAAAGGAGCAAGAGAAAGCCUUUUUCGCUCAGUUACAACUAGAUGAAGAAACAGGUGAAUUCCUCCCGAUUCAGCCAGCUUCACACAUCUCAUCAGAAACCAGUGGAUCUGCCAACUACUCCCAGGUUGCCCACAUUCCCAAACCAGAUGCUUUGAACUUUGAUGACUGCAUGCAGCUUUUGGCAGAGACAUUCCCUUUUGUAGAUGACAAUGAGGUUUCUUCGGCUACGUUUCAAUCGCUUGUUCCUGAUAUUCCCAGCCACAUCGAGAGCCCAGACUUCACUGCUCCUAAUCAGGCUCAGUCACCUGAAACUCUUGUCCUUCAGCCAGCCAUUGCUGAUUCAGACAAUAUGCAGCAGGACCUUGAACAAGUUUGGGAGGAGCUAUUAUCCAUUCCAGAAUUACAGUGUCUUAACAUUCAAAAUGACAAGCUGGGUGAGACUAGCACAGUUCCAAGUCAAGAAACCAAACUGACAGAAAUUGACAACAAUUAUCAUUUCUACUCAUCAAUCCCCUCACUGGAAAAAGAAGUAGGUAACUGCAGUCCACAUCUUCUCAAUGCUUUUGAGGAUUCCUUCAGCAGCAUCCUCCCCACAGAAGACACCAGCCAGUUGCCAGUGAACUCGUUAAAUUCAGAUGCCACAAUAAACACAGAUUUUGGUGAUGAAUUUUAUUCUGCUUUCGUAGAGCCCAGUAUCAGCAACAGCAUGCCUUCUUCUGCUACUUUAAGCCAGUCACUCUCUGAACUUCUAAACGGGCCCAUUGAUGUUUCUGAUCUAUCACUUUGUAAAGCCUUCAACCAGAACCGCCCUGAAAGCACAGCAGAAUUCAAUGAUUCUGACUCUGGCAUUUCACUGAACACAAGUCCCAGCAUGGCAUCACCAGAACACUCAGUGGAAUCUUCUAUCUAUGAAGACACACCACUUGGCUUCAGUGAUUCCGAAAUGGAAGAGACAGAUAGUGCCCCUGGAAGUGUCAAACAGAAUGGUCCUAAAACACAGCCAGUCCAGUCUUCUGGGGAUACAGUCCAACCUCUGUCACCGUCUCAGGGGCACAGUGCUCCAGUGAGUGAUGCCCAGCGUGAAAACACGCCAAAAAAAGAAGUGCCUGUAAGUCCUGGUCAUCGAAAAACCCCAUUCACAAAAGACAAACAUUCAAGCCGCUUGGAGGCUCAUCUCACAAGAGACGAGCUAAGGGCAAAAGCUCUCCACAUCCCAUUCCCUGUCGAAAAGAUCAUUAACCUCCCUGUUGAAGACUUCAAUGAAAUGAUGUCCAAGGAGCAAUUCAACGAGGCUCAACUUGCAUUAAUUCGAGAUAUACGUAGGAGGGGUAAGAAUAAAGUGGCCGCUCAGAACUGCAGAAAAAGAAAACUUGAAAAUAUAGUGGAACUGGAGCAAGACUUGGAUCAUUUAAAAGAUGAAAAGGAAAAAUUGCUCAAAGAAAAAGGAGAAAACGACAAAAGUCUCCACCUACUGAAAAAACAACUCAGCACCUUGUAUCUCGAAGUCUUCAGCAUGCUACGUGAUGAAGAUGGAAGACCUUACUCUCCCAGUGAGUACUCCCUGCAGCAGACGAGAGAUGGCAACGUAUUCCUUGUUCCCAAAAGUAAGAAGACAGAUGUUAAGAAAAAGUAGAUUUGGGAAUAUCUGACCUUUUUUGAGCUAGGGUUUUUUUUGUACUGUUAUACUAAAAGCUCCUACUGUGAUGUGAAAUGCAGAAAUAUACUUUAUAAGUAAUUCUAUGCAAAAUUGUAGUCAAAACUAGUGUAGAAAAUAAUAUAAAACUUUAAAAAGCAUUAAAGUUAUCAGUAUGCUGAAUCAAUAGUGUCACUUUAACUGCAAACUUAAUUUCUUAGAACAUCAUUUGGGCUAGUUUCUGUAUAAGUGUAAAUACUACAAAAACUUAUUUAUACUGUUCUUAUCUCAUUUGUUACGUUCAUAGAUUUAUAUGAUACAUCUGGCUAAAAGUAAAUUGUUGCAAAACUAACCACUAUGUACUUUUUUAUAAAUACUGUUAUGAACAAAAAAAUGGCAUUUUUUUAUAUUAAAUUGUCUAGCUCUGGCAAAAAAACCAAUUUAGUGGAAAAGCUGGUACUAAUAAAGGAAUAUUAUGACCGUUAAA
This is a messenger RNA of Diceros bicornis minor, 2480 nucleotides long. It is a transcript of the gene NFE2L2, whose product is annotated as NFE2 like bZIP transcription factor 2. Gene Ontology annotation, biological process: regulation of transcription by RNA polymerase II; cellular response to oxidative stress. Gene Ontology annotation, molecular function: DNA-binding transcription factor activity, RNA polymerase II-specific; RNA polymerase II cis-regulatory region sequence-specific DNA binding. The record is from RefSeq and is a predicted model, not a curated record. The transcript has 5 exons. NCBI's taxonomy places the organism in Eukaryota, Metazoa, Chordata, Mammalia, Perissodactyla, Rhinocerotidae. The coding region runs from base 221 to 1993 and encodes 590 amino acids. Gene Ontology annotation, cellular component: nucleus.